AUGUCAAAUGUAACAUAUACUUGAUUAGGUAUGUUUCUAAGUUACAAGCAUGUCGAUACAAACAUAAAGGUGUAGCAUUCAGUAAAAGGUAAUUUCCAUGUGAAUUGAAAUUUUUCAAUCUACUACUGAUAAAUAAUGAUACUGAGUAGAGCAAAACCAGCAAUUUCAGUGAACAAUGAGUCUUCGAAAGAUUUUGGUAGAGGUAAUUUAUCGAAAAAUAGUUCACAGUUUGACUUUUAUUUACAAAAACGUGACUAUGCAGGUGCCAUCACCUUACUGGAGUACAAACAGUGCACAGGUAGAAAUGAUUCUGAAGAACAGUGGAUGGCAUUUUGUGCCUUUCAUAGAGGCGAUUAUAAAAAGGCACUGAAUAUUUAUCAAGAUCACAUGAAAAAUGAUUAUGAUAUUGAACAUUCGCUUUUGAAUACAGCUUGCUGUUAUUUUUAUUUGGGGAUGUAUGAUGAUUCUAAAGAGAUUUUGAAGAAAGCUCCAUCUAGUGGUCUUAAAACAAGACUUAAUUUUCAUCUGUCACACAAGUUGCGAGACGAAGCCACUCUGAUGGAAUAUCAUCAACAAUUGCAAGAUGUUCUGGAAGAUCAACUCAGUCUUGCAGCUAUUCAUUAUCUGAGAGCUCAUUAUCAAGAAGCUAUCGACAUAUAUAAAAGAUUGCUUCUUCAAAACAGGGAGAAUAUAGCCUUGAAUGUAUACGUAGCUCUUUGCUAUUAUAAACUGGAUUAUUAUGAUGUAUCUCAAGAAGUUUUAGGGAUGUACCUGAAUCAAUACUCCGACUCUGUAAUUGCUACCAACUUGAAGGCUUGCAACACCUUCCGUCUUUAUAAUGGUACAUCUGCUGAAAAUGAACUAAGAACCAUUAUAGAUCAAAGUGCCAACGUAGGCUUUGGAUAUGAUCUACUGAAACACAACUUGGUAGUUUUUAGAGAUGGAGAAGGUGCUAUGCAGGUUUUCCCAUCAUUGGUAGAUGUAGUACCAGAAGCAAGAUUGAACUUAGUAAUUCAUCAUCUUCGAAACAAUGAUAUCAAAGAAGCAUUUGAUCUGUUGAAAGACCUACAACCUGCAGUACCACAAGAAUAUAUUUUGAAAGGAGUUGUUAAUGCUGCACUUGGUCAAGAAUUGAAUUUGCCUGAACAUGUGAAAGUAGCAGAAGAGUGUUUUCACUUAGUUGGGAGUUCAACCAGCGAAUGCGAUACGAUUCAUGGAAGGCAGUGUAUGGCAGCUGCUUUCUUUCUCGCAGGACAGUUCGAGGAAGUGUUAGUUUAUUUAACUUCUAUCAAGAGCUAUCUUCAUUCAGACGAUACGUUCAACUUCAACUUCGCCCAAGCCAAAACUGCGUGUAAUCAAUUCAAAGAGGCGGAAGAAACAUUUCUUCUGAUUCAAGAUUCUCAUAUCAAAAAUGACUACGUGUACAUUUCCAAUCUAGCAAGAUGCUUCAUUAUGAAUCAGAAACCACGACAGGCAUGGGAAUUAUAUCAGAGAACGGAAAGUGGUCCAGAGAGUUUCAAUUUGUUGUUACUCAUUGCAAACGAUUGUUACCGCAUGGGGGAGUUUUGGUAUGCAGCGAAAGCUUUUGACUCUCUCGAUAAAUUGGAGCCAAAUCCUGAAUUUUGGGAAGGAAAAAGGGGAGCCAUUGUUGGAGUGUUUCAGGGAGUGGUUGCCCAGAAGUUUCCGGUGGAUAUACUAGGGGAUAUUUUGCAGCUCCUACGAAGUAGUACCUCCAAUCAAGCCGAUCAAAUAGCAAAUGUUAUCAGGAAAUGGUCUAAAGAGAAACGUUUGAGUAUCAAUUGAUCAAUAAAUUCAUAAUAAUUUUUGUUCUAGUGCUACAAAGUUAAACUUGACUAACAAAUAAAUUUCUUUAUCUAUUAAUGGAAAUAUCGAUUAUAUUUAUUCUAAGAAAUCCUAAUAACAUUUUCACCUAUUUCAAUACAUUAUCUGACUCUCUGAUUAUAUUAUUAUAUUCCUAGAUUACAUUUCAUUGAUAAACAA
Molecule: messenger RNA, 2001 nt
Organism: Leptinotarsa decemlineata (Colorado potato beetle)
Lineage: Eukaryota; Metazoa; Arthropoda; Insecta; Coleoptera; Chrysomelidae
Gene: Ttc26
Product: Tetratricopeptide repeat domain 26
Biological process (GO): intraciliary transport involved in cilium assembly; intraciliary anterograde transport
Cellular component (GO): ciliary base; intraciliary transport particle B; ciliary basal body
Molecular function (GO): intraciliary transport particle B binding; protein binding
Source: RefSeq, a predicted model, not a curated record